AGGGCGGCGGCGGCGGCGGGGAGCAAGGAGGGGAUGAGGUAUCGAGGGGUACGGCGGCGGCCGUGGGGGCGGUACGCGGCGGAGAUUCGGGACCCCCAGUCGAAGGAGCGCCGCUGGCUCGGCACCUUCGACACCGCCGAGCAGGCCGCCUGCGCCUACGAUAUCGCUGCCCGCGCCAUGCGCGGCCUCAAGGCCCGCACCAACUUCAACUACCCCACUUCCGCUGCCCCCGCCGCCCCUGCCGCCGCUAAUCAUCCCUCCGCCACCUCCUCUACUGCCGACCACCUCCUACUCCACCACCCCUCCGAUUUCCCCUGGCCCUCCUUCCCUCCCUCCUCUCCUACUCCCACCCCCUCCCUCAACACUUUCCUCCUUCGCAACCUUAUUCACAAUCCUUCCUAUGCUUCCUCUUCUUCUCUUCACCACCCGGAGGCUCUCAACUGCUGUCCCUGUUCCUCUCUCUCAUGCUUCAGUCCUACUACUAAUACUAGUUCUAGUACUCACAUGGAUGGCUUUAAUUUAACUGGACCCAGUUUGGAUUCCAACUUCUUCGGUACUACUUCUAACUCGGAUUUGUCACUCGUCCUCCAGCACCAUCAGCAGCAGCCCAUCGGCACUGCUGCUUCACCACCAGCGGCAGCAGCAUCAACUACCUGUAUCUCUGAACCCGUGGGUCCAAUUCAAGACAAUUGGGACUUCUUCCAGUCAGAGUCUCCUGAGUCUGGUUUGCUUCAGGAGAUCAUACAUGGCGUCUAUCCCCGGCGCAAUGCCGAUAACCAGCAGCGAAGCAGCGGAAUGGAAGCCCAUAGCCAUCAUGGCGGUGGAAGUGAUGGGGUUGCAGAACAGUUGGGAGUUGGGAGUCAGAUGGCUAUCAAGAAAGAGCAGCAGCUAUUGGUUGGUGCUUUUGAAGGAGGGCAUGACGGCUCCGAGAACUUCCCCAUGGUGCCCCAAGGCUUACUGGAAGACAUCAUUCAGUACCCAGACUUCUUUGAGAUCUUCUCCACCAAAUUGCACUAG
Molecule: messenger RNA, 1017 nt
Organism: Phoenix dactylifera (date palm)
Lineage: Eukaryota; Viridiplantae; Streptophyta; Magnoliopsida; Arecales; Arecaceae
Biological process (GO): regulation of DNA-templated transcription
Molecular function (GO): DNA-binding transcription factor activity; DNA binding
Source: RefSeq, a predicted model, not a curated record